Messenger RNA from Triticum turgidum subsp. durum (durum wheat), 312 nucleotides. Lineage: Eukaryota; Viridiplantae; Streptophyta; Magnoliopsida; Poales; Poaceae. The record is from the annotation of a GenBank genome assembly.
AUGCGGCCGAGCACAACCGGCGGCAGCGAACACGUCGUUUGGGACGCUCAUGGAAUCCUGGGACUCCAAUGGCAAGACGGAAGUGCUCCUCGCACCGGACGCAGCAGAAAUCCCAUUAAUCUCGACACCAUUGGUAGACAUCUCGCCGGCGCCGGAACAGCACGGCCGCCGCUGUUAGACGAACUGAUGCAGAUUGGAAUGGAGAAGACGACCCGCUGCGUGGCUGUGGUUUAUCCCACGCCAGCCAACCCAGCCGCGCGAGGGGGUGUGCCUGACAAGAUUCUCUCACAUGUGCUGUUUCGAAGGACCUAA